Zymoseptoria tritici IPO323 is the source of this 1259-nucleotide messenger RNA. RefSeq lists its product as uncharacterized. The record is from RefSeq and is a predicted model, not a curated record. Gene Ontology annotation, biological process: lipid metabolic process. The transcript is spliced from 3 exons. Gene Ontology annotation, molecular function: oxidoreductase activity. Bases 34 to 1224 code for a protein of 396 amino acids. NCBI's taxonomy places the organism in Eukaryota, Fungi, Ascomycota, Dothideomycetes, Mycosphaerellales, Mycosphaerellaceae.
UCCACCCUCUCCCACACAUUCUCAGACGCCAUUAUGAGCAGAACAGUCACAUUAGAAGCCGCUCCGGCGACGACGCUGUCGGUCGAGAAGAAAACUCCGACCAUUCGCCAAAUCCGCAAUGCCAUCCCCGAGCACUGCUUCAAGCCCACAGCGUGGAAAUCCUCCGCCCACGCCAUCUUCGACUGCUCCGUCGCCGCGCUGAUCGCCUUCGCCGCCUACAAGACCAUCCCUCUUGUCGAGUACUGGCCCGCUCGCUGGGCAUUGUGGGCGCUGUACGGUUACAUCGAAGGUCUCGUCUUCACGGGCAUCUGGAUCGUGGCCCACGAGUGCGGACACGGCGGUCUCUACACCAGCAACUGGGCCAACGACAUCGUCGGAUACACCCUCCACACAUCCCUCUUGGUGCCGUACUUUCCCUGGAAGUACACCCACGCCCGUCAUCAUCGCUACACCGGACACAUGGAGAAGGACACCGCGUUCGUGCCGCACCGAGCGGGCGAGAAGAGUAUUGGGAGCAAGAUUGCGGAGGUGAUUGGACACGCUGAGGACGCUCCUCUGUAUAUGUUUGGUGGACUUGUGAUGCAUCAGCUUUUGGGCUGGCAGGCGUACCUCCUCUUCUACGUGAGCGCCGGGGCGCGGUCCACUCCUAAGGCUUUGGAGGGCUCGAGCUGGGCGGGAAGCCAUUUCGACCCGAUGGCCAACUUGUGGACGCCUUCGCAGCGGCCAUUCGUGUUCUUGUCGACAGUCGGUCUCGGUGCGGUCAUGUUCGCUCUGUACCAGCUCUCCGGCGUGAUUGGCGUAGCCAACACAUUCCUGUUAUACGGCCUGCCCUACCUCUGGGUCAACAACUGGUUGGUCGCCAUCACUUACCUCCACCACACUCACCCGGACAGCCACCACUACGAGGCCUCGCGCUGGACCUUCCUCGACGGCGCCUUGACCACUGUCGACCGACCAUUUGGCUUCAUCGGCCGCAAGGUCUUCCACGGCAUCAUCGACUUCCACGUCGUUCACCACCUCUUCCCAUCCAUGCCAUUCUACCACGCCGAAGAAGCCACCAAAGCCAUGAGGCCCGUUCUCGGCGACUACUACCGCCGUGACGACACCCCGUUCUGGAUCGCAUUGUGGAAGACAUUCUCAAGCUGCCAGGCGGUGCAGCCCAAAGAGGGAGAGGAGGGAGUUCUCGAAUGGGAGACGAAGAAGACGCAUGUUAAGAGCGCGUGAUCGUUUGGCAUAUUGAGCGAGGCGUUGCAUAUCGU